GCCUACGCAAAUCACCAUGACCUCAUUCUCAUUAGUACUUGCAGUCGCACUACACUGUCUCGCAACAUCAUCCCUCGCGCAAUGUAAGCCCACGCCCGCUCGUCCCACCGUCGCCGUCGACGCAGGCGCCAUCGCGGGCACAACCACCGCCGUCCACGUUCCCACAUCACCAUCAGCGUCGGCCGUCACCGUCAACAAGUUCCUCGGCAUCCCGUACGGCGCGCCGCCCGUGCGCUUCGCCCCGCCGCAGCCCGCGCCGGCCUGGCACGGCACGUACGACGCCUCGCGCUUCAAGCCCUCGUGCAUACAGAAAUUCAACGACCCGCCCGCGGCGCGCAACCUCAGCACCGCCCUCUUCAACACCCCGCCGCCGCCCGGGCACGAGGCCGAGGACUGCCUCUCGCUCAAUGUCUGGGUGCCGCGCGACGACGCCCCCGCGGGGAGCAAGGCCGUGCUGCUGUGGUUCUUCGGCGGCGGGUUCAGCUUCGGGUCGGGGUCGCUGCCGCUCCACGACGGCGCCCUGCUCGCCGCCGAGCAGGACGUCGUCGUCGUCACCUUCAACUACCGCACAAACGUCUUUGGCUUUCCCGGCGACCCAAGCCUGCCGCCCGGCGAGCGCAAUCUCGGGUUCCUGGACCAGCGGCUCGCGCUUGAGUGGGUGCGGCGCAACAUACUCGCGUUUGGCGGCGACCCGCGUCGGGUGACCAUCUUUGGCGAGAGCGCGGGCGCGGGCAGCGUCGACGCGCUGCUCGGCGCGCCGCCACCCAAGGAGGGGUUGCCGUUUGCCGGCGCCAUCAUGCAGUCGGGCCAGGCGAGCAUCCUGGUGCCCAAUAAUGACACGGCCGUGUCGUGGGCCAAGCUCGCGGCAAAGGCGGGAUGUCCGCCCCGCGACGCCCUCGCGUGCCUGCGCAAGGUGCCGGCGCAGAAGCUCAAGGAUAUCUCUGAGAAGGAGAUGCUGACGUUCUCGCCGCAGCCCGACGGCGUGACGUGGGCGUUCAAGGAGCGUCUGGACAGGAUCGACUCGGCAAAGGGCAACAACUCCUCCUCGUUCGCUCGCGUGCCCAUCCUCAUUGGGAGCAACGCCGACGAGGGUAGGCACUUCAUGAUCGGCCAAAACGACACGUCCAAGGUGCUCGGCGCCGUGCCCAAGGGCAUCGCCGACAAGAUCGUCUCCGCCUACCCGCUGGGUUCGCCGGGGAUCCGGACGCCCAACGACCAGGUGACGGCCAUCUACGGCGACCUGUCGUUCCACUGCCCGGCCAAGGUCGUGGCCGAGGACAGCACCGCGGCGGACAUCCCGACGUGGCGGUACCUGUUCAACGCCAGCUUCCCCAACGCGCGCUUCUUCCCCGGCAGCGCGUACCACGCCUCCGAGAUACAGCUCGUCUUCGGCACGUACCCGCGCGAGGGGGCGACGCCGGCGCAGGAGGAGCUCAGCAGGGCGAUGCGCACGGCGUGGGCCACCUUUGCCAAGGACCCGAGCAAGGGGCCCGGCGGCGGCGGCGACAACGGCGCGCCGGACGUGCUCGUCUUUGGGAGUGGAGACAAGGCGGAGGUGAGGACGGUGAAGCCUGAUGUGCUGGACAAGAGGUGCGCGCUGUAUAAGCCACUUAUAGACCAGUUGACGGGCGUCGCGCCGGGGGUUCGAGUUGGUUGGUGGUAUAACUAUAGACCCGGCGAGACGAGACGGACAGCAUAGAUUCUUGAUAGACUCAAC
Molecule: messenger RNA, 1717 nt
Organism: Purpureocillium takamizusanense
Lineage: Eukaryota; Fungi; Ascomycota; Sordariomycetes; Hypocreales; Ophiocordycipitaceae
Exons: 1
Coding region: 17-1699 (560 amino acids)
Molecular function (GO): cholinesterase activity
Source: RefSeq, a predicted model, not a curated record